AUGGAUCUGGAAUUGCAUCAGAGGGCGAGCGGCCACUUCAUGAGUGCUGCAGGUGCGAUGUGCGACCGAACCGGCUUCGGAACAUCCAUGAGUCACUUCCCCAUGGGCCAUAUGUCUGCCAUGGGAGCUAUUGGCACCAUGGGCUCCAUCUCUGCCAUGAACGGGCCCUCACAACAAAAGAAAGUACAGGAGGAACACAUAAAGAGACCAAUGAACGCCUUCAUGGUGUGGUCGAGGCUGCAGAGGCGUAAAAUCGCCCAGGAUAAUCCAAAGAUGCAUAAUUCUGAAAUCUCGAAACGAUUAGGUGCGGAAUGGAAGCUUCUUACCGAAGACGAGAAGCGACCGUUUAUCGACGAAGCCAAGCGCAUCAGGGCGAUGCACAUGAAAGAACACCCCGAUUACAAGUACCGGCCUCGGAGGAAGCCGAAAACUUUGAGGAAGGAGGGAUACCCGUACUCCAUACCAUAUCCCAGUGUCCCCAUGGAUGCUUUGAGAGCUGGUAUGGCCGGUGGAGGUAUGGGUCAAGCCAUGGGUGGAUACUACGGCGCUGCAUAUGGACCACUCGGAGCCAGCAUGGCGGCAGCAGCAGCAGCAGCUGCGCAACAGAACGCUAUUUCAGCCGCACUUACACCUAACCCACAGGUUGGACCUUCAAUGGACAUGUCAAAAUAUUCCCUGGAUGCUGAAAAGUACCGCAGCUAUGGCAUGUACCCAGACCCAUCGCGAGGAUACCUGGACUCCGCCGCCCUCUCCAAGGCAUACAUGUACAUGGACCAGCAGCAACAAAGGUCAUACCCUGUAGACAUUAGCAAAAUGUACUCCGAGGCGUCGGCAGCAGCGAUGGCGGGCCUUAGCUCCGUCAACUCAGCGCCUUCAAGCCUGUCCCCGCGCUCACCAGCUGAAUCUCCGGAUAUGACAGCAAAAACACAAGACAGAACCGAAGGCAGUUCCUCGUCAGGCUCAAACCCUUCACCGUCCCUCCCCUACUACCAAGGAUCUUCAAGUAUCCUCAUGCCACAGUACCCUGGACAGUACCCACAGAGUACUCAGGGAGGUUCAGAAUUUAGGCGGCCACUCACAGUUAUAUUUUGA
Arctia plantaginis is the source of this 1092-nucleotide messenger RNA. Lineage: Eukaryota; Metazoa; Arthropoda; Insecta; Lepidoptera; Erebidae. The record is from the annotation of a GenBank genome assembly.